Messenger RNA from Cordyceps militaris CM01, 1389 nucleotides. RefSeq names its product tafazzin. The record is from RefSeq and is a predicted model, not a curated record. The coding region runs from base 1 to 1389 and encodes 462 amino acids. The transcript is spliced from 2 exons. Lineage: Eukaryota; Fungi; Ascomycota; Sordariomycetes; Hypocreales; Cordycipitaceae.
AUGCCUAAGAAACGACACCUCACCUACUUGAAAUCGCCACAAGCGCCGUCGCCUUCUGGCGCAGUCAAAAACAAACCCAACAAGUCCGUCAACGAGCUGCUCACACAGCUACGUCACACAUCGCUCGCAUCCUCGUCCACGCCAGGACCCCCUGCAUCGUCUCCUCUGCAUGCCAAUAUCCCGACUGUGCCCCCGGCUUUGAGGCAUAUUCUGCAAAUUCCAGAGACGCCCGCCCCCCGUCCUCGGCGUACUCUCAGGCCCAGGUUCGAUUGCCAUGGUCGUCGCCUUCCCGCGGGGCCCCCUCCCCCACGUAGCUGGACAUCGCCUUCCCAUGGCCAACAACUAGCACCUCUGCCUGAGUGUCAAGCUGAAUCUCGCAAUGCGUUGGCCAAUAUUUCCUUGCCAGGGAUGCAUCAUCCUUCACCCACCAGUCUGAUUGGCCUCGUCAUCGCUCGACUCGCCGUGAACUGGGAUUUCCAUCGUGCUUAUGAUCAGCACUACUUGUGCGACGUUCCUUGCCAUCUCAAACCAGCGCUAAUGCGGGAGAUUUCUAUCCACAGCCCUGCCGGCCUUGCUCUCGGUGAUAUCAAGACCUUGCUCUUGCGCCGUAGCCAGGGUGACAACGACAAUCAUGAUGGAGGGGGUCUGCCUCUGCUUUCGGUUAUCGACCCCGAACUUACUGCUCUGGACCUCACUGGGUCCUUGGGAAGAUCAUUGGCCCUGAGAGAUGUGACCGCGCUGCUCUUCCCCGCUCGGCCGACUGCGCCGGUUCCGGAGGAGACGCAAGAUUCCUGGGACGCUAAUGAGGACAUACCUCCUGCCCGCCCAUCUUAUGCACUCAUGCCCAAUCUAACUCACGUUUCUCUCGCGAUUCAUCCCGAGCACACGGAAAACGCAUCGUGGCGUGACCUCCUGACCCUGGCUCCCCGGCUUGGCUCAAUUACACACCUCAGCCUAGCCUACUGGCCUGAGCCUUGCCUCUUGCAGAGUGCCAAGCUUGCUACUGUUGGCUCCCCUCAAGGCUACCGCAUCCCAUAUGGCGGCACAAACUACUACUCCCAUUCGAUCGAUCAUGACUGGAGCGAGGCGCUGCUCGUGCUUAAGAAGCUGAGCCAGAGUCUCUACACUCUUGAGUUUUUAGAUCUCACUGGAUGUGCUUCUUGGUUCCAAGCUUUAAAGCUCGCAGACGAGCAUGACUAUGUUGACUGGGUCGGAAGUUGGGGCAAGAUAACGCGUCUUCGCCUCAAGAUGGGCUGGGCCUUGGCAGAUGAUGCUGAACCUUCAACCAGAGCUGCACAUCGAGACGCAGCCGAAACGGCUGUUUCUGUCGAGAGACAUAUUACUACUGCCAGGGGCGGUAGAGGACGCUUCAUCACAGUCGAACGGUAA